UAAUUGGGUCGGAGAAUGAAUCCGAAUGACUGAUCGGGAUUCAUUUUUAAGCACAGAUCUAUCUGACUUAUGAUUUUAGGUUCAUUUAACCGCAUUUAACGUAUUCGAUACGGAAAUAAGAGCAGCAAUCAUGCUAUCCAGUUCAGAAAAAAAACGCAAAUUUUGCCACAUUUGCUAUCUGGCCAGCUAUCGAAUGAAGCAGUUUUUGUGCAUACACUCUGUCGUUGUGACCCAUUGAAAAUGUCCGAGCAAACGGGACCGUUGACUGAAAUAAGAAAUUUCACGGAGUUCCUAGAGCAACAUCUGAACCGAAAAGUGUUGGAAUAUUCGUUGAAGGCACUAACCAAACCUGGCGACAAUUUUGGAGCAGUGGUUCAAUCGGUUGAUGUGAAAGUGGCUGGAAAUGAUCUUUCUGAUGAACCCGAACAUUUACAUGUGGUGGUUAAAACACCGGUUACAAGCCCAUAUUUAGCCGAACUGUUCAAACCGGCAAUUUCCUUUGUAAAAGAAGUUCGGUUUUAUUCGGAUAUUAUUCCAGCUGUGAAACAGUUUGAACAAACAACAAAUGUUCCAGAAGAUGAGAGAUUGGAUGCUUUUAUUCAAAGUUUGGGAUGGAGAAUUUCUUUAGAUCCCAGUGCACAAAGUGCCGAUUCAGAUGCCGUUCUACUGUUGGAGAAUGUGAAACUUCAGAAUUUUGCUAACGGCGAUAAAUCCAUUGGUUUUGGUAGAGAUGAAGCCAUGGCCACUUUGAAAGCUUUGGCCAAGUUUCAUGCGCUGUGUAUUGCAAUGCGGCGAUUACAACCGGAAUUAUUCAACACUAAAGUGAAUCCGUAUUUGCUGCCGCUCGACGCAACUACAAAAAAUGACAAGCAAUUUGAGAGUAUCUACCGUGAAUUGCGUCUUCUUGAUGGUCUUUCUCCGGAAAUGCGAAAUAAAAUUGAAAAUGUCACGAGAAACGGAAAAGAAUACAAUGAAAUCCUAACUCGUGCUCCUGACUCGCCAUAUACAACGGUUGUUCAUAAAGAUUUGUGGAUAAAUAAUAUUAUGACCAAAAGAGAUGCCACACCAACGAAAGUGAAAAUUUAUGACUUCCAAUCUUUCUACUUUGAAUCUUUUAUGCAUGAUUUGAUUUUCUUUUUAUUCACGAGCGUCCAAAAUAGUGAUUUGAAAAGCAAUUUCAAAUCAUUGAUCGAUCACUAUUUGGCGGAAUUCAGAAAAACUAUGGAUUUUUUUAAAUGUCCGUUGGAUGAUUAUACUUCGGAAAAGAUGUGGAGUGAAAUACGAGACAAGGCCCAUAUCUUACUGUUUCGCUUGCUAAUUAGGGCCAAAGUUACAAAGGCGAACCACGAUUCAACGCCACAACUGCAUGAAGUGAAUAAGCGGAAUUCCCCCAUGGAGAGGCCGGCGUCCAAAGUUGUCCUAGAUCAAUGGAAGUUCAUCAUUGAUAUGUUCAUUGAAAAUGCAUUCAUUUAAUUUUCAAUGAUCAAAUUAAAUUGGCAAACGGAAAUAGACUUUAUUAGUUUCUAUAAAUGUUGAACUUGAUUUUUUUUUGAAUAAAAAAUAAUUGCAUCAAAUAAAA
Molecule: messenger RNA, 1579 nt
Organism: Sitodiplosis mosellana (orange wheat blossom midge)
Lineage: Eukaryota; Metazoa; Arthropoda; Insecta; Diptera; Cecidomyiidae
Exons: 9
Coding region: 241-1473 (410 amino acids)
Source: RefSeq, a predicted model, not a curated record